CAGAAAGCGCGUCGUCGGCGGUUUUUGCCGAGUGGCAGCGGAAAAUCGGAGCGUAAACAACAAGUACGAACGAGGCGGACGGAGGGCAGAGUGAGGCUGCAGACCCAGCAGGAGGACAGGAGAAGAGGAAGCCGCCGAUGUCAGGAGGAGGAUGCCAGCAGCAGCACGCGGCGCCCACUGAUGAGAAAAGAGUCAAACCAGAGAAAAGAAGACCAUAAACUGCAAAGAACCCCCCGCCGCUGCCUUUACAGACUGUGGGUCAUUUCAGUGAUGCAGGAUAGAAUCAAAUGCUCCCACUAGAGUGAUCACCAAGUAAAGCUGCUGGAGCUCUUCGCUGUCCGGAGUAAAGUUUCCUUUGGGGUGUGGAGCGGAGCAAACCCCUGCAAGAACUCCGCUCAUUACGCCACAUAAUUGAUGUUUUUGCUGUGAGGACCCAGAGGAGCUCUGAGCGCCUUUAGGGAAGCUCAGAGGCGACUGGAGAGAUGGGGAAUAAAACUUCCAGCUCGCUGAAGGAAGAGGAAGAGGUGUUCAUUGACAGCAUCACAGGUGGGGCCCCCACAGACGGUCCGCAGGGCCCCAGCCCUAAGCUGUUAGCCUCCCUGCAGUCCCUUGGAGAGAACAGUGACUACACUGUGCUGCCACACUCCCUGCACCAGAUUGCAGAAGCCUACUCACUGAAAGGGGACUAUCAGUUGGCCAUCCAGUUCCUUCAGUUGGAGAGACUCUACCAUGAACGUCUGCUGACAAACCUCACCGCCCUGCAGGAGAACUGGGAGAGUCGAUGGGGUGAACAGGAGGCUGACAUCUGCCUAGGAAGAGAUGGCAUCAGUCAGACAAACAUGGACGUACUGAGGGACAUCUGCAGGACACACCACAGACCAUCAGUUAGAGUGGACCAGAACAAGAUAAAUGCAACAAUAAAUGACAAUCACACCAAGAGUACAGAGCCACAACCUCACCAGAAUGAAGUCCAUGACCACCGCCGUGAUGAGGAGCAGGAGCAAAGCCGGAGCACGGAGCCUGAACAGGCGGCCCAAUGGGAGGAGGACAGAGGAGACGGGGCUUACGAGGAAGGGCGUGAAGUGGAGGAGGAACAGGUGGAGGAGCAGUGUGAGGAGACCCCAGAGGAGGAGGAGGUGAAAGUGGAGUGGCCGACAGGUGUGCCUCAGGCCUCAGAGAAGGAGCUGGCCAAACUGUCCCAUAAAGAAGGGACCUCUCCUGAUGGUCUGGUCUCCAUUCUGAAGAGGAGGCGCGCCUCACUGGAUGGUCUGCCUCCUCCAAGUGACACUACUAGUUUGAAGCAGAACUCAAAGCGCAAAGUUCGCUUCAGUGAGCCGGAAGACGGUAUGGAUCAAGAUGACGUGGGUGGAAACUCCUGCCUUGUUCUGCUGCUGCUGUGUCUGGUCACGGUGGUGAUCAGCAUCGGCGGGACUGCACUCUACUGCACUCUGGUGGGCACGUACUCCAACAUCUGUACGGACUUCACCCACAACGUCGACUUCUACGCCUCAAACGUGCAGCAGUUCUUUGAAGGGGUCAGGCGCUGGCUGCCCCUCUGGACCGGAUAAGACUCUCCUCUACAGACUGAAGAGACCCCACGUUUGCUUUUUGCAGCACUGACUUGCUGUCUGGAUGUUUGUGCAGCUAAUGUGCUGCACUAAUCCUGCAGAUGGAGCCAGACUUGCACAUCAGAGAAGGACUUUGGUGCAAAACUCUGAAGAUAGACGAAUAGAAAACAUGUUUACUACUGUUUUUGUGACAUCACCCAAGAGGGCUAAUGACUCUCAUCCACAGCGCUGCGGAAAAAGUAUUUGCGCCCUUUUUGAUUUUUUUACAUUUUUGGAUUAUUUCUCACACAUAAAUGUUGUAGGUCAAGCUCAUUUCUAUUAAAGAACUAUGCCACCCCCCCUGUUACUUUAAAAUCAAAUUGAUGAUUUCUUUUUUUCAUGAAUGGGAGCUGGUCCUGGUGUAAAAAUGUUAUUGCUCUCCAAAUGCAAAAGCAGAGACUGCAGUGAAGUGGAUUUUAGUUUAGUUCUCCUUUCAGAAGAGGUUCAGUUGAACUCAUUGGAGAAUUUUUUAUUACUGUGUCUAAUCUGGAUUUAGGACCAGAUUAGAACCAGCAUCUGCAGGUGUGAUUAAAUUCACUGAUAUGCUGAAAAUGGUCCUAAGCUUGAGGUUGUGAAUCGAUGUCUAGUCCAGUUUUAUGUAUGGCACAGAAUUUUUCAAUAAAGACCCACUCUGAU
Oryzias melastigma (Indian medaka) is the source of this 2243-nucleotide messenger RNA. RefSeq names its product consortin, connexin sorting protein b (gene cnstb). Gene Ontology annotation, molecular function: connexin binding. Gene Ontology annotation, biological process: positive regulation of Golgi to plasma membrane protein transport. The record is from RefSeq and is a predicted model, not a curated record. The transcript has 11 exons. Gene Ontology annotation, cellular component: transport vesicle; trans-Golgi network; plasma membrane. The coding region runs from base 483 to 1568 and encodes 361 amino acids. NCBI's taxonomy places the organism in Eukaryota, Metazoa, Chordata, Actinopteri, Beloniformes, Adrianichthyidae.